This is a messenger RNA of Esox lucius (northern pike), 3104 nucleotides long. RefSeq names its product phosphorylase, glycogen, liver (gene pygl). Bases 74 to 2632 code for a protein of 852 amino acids. Gene Ontology annotation, biological process: glycogen catabolic process. Gene Ontology annotation, cellular component: cytoplasm. The record is from RefSeq and is a predicted model, not a curated record. Gene Ontology annotation, molecular function: pyridoxal phosphate binding; glycogen phosphorylase activity. The transcript has 20 exons. Lineage: Eukaryota; Metazoa; Chordata; Actinopteri; Esociformes; Esocidae.
GCCACAACCCAAAAUUCACUUCUCCACUUCAGAGCUGAAGUUGAAGACUGACAGUGACAGUUUCGUGAACAUUAUGGCGGCACCUCUAACUGACCAGGAGAAACGCAAACAGAUCAGUAUCCGGGGAAUAGUCGGCGUUGAGAACGUCGCGGAGUUGAAGAAAGGUUUUAACCGACAUCUCCACUUUACAUUGGUCAAAGACAGAAACGUAGCAACGCCACGAGAUUAUUACUUCGCCCUUGCGCACACAGUUCGAGAUCACCUGGUGGGUAGAUGGAUCAGAACGCAACAGUUCUACUAUGAAACCGACCCCAAGCGGGUGUACUACCUCUCCCUGGAGUUCUACAUGGGCAGAACGCUUCAGAACACCAUGAUCAACCUGGGACUGCAGAAUGCCUGCGAUGAGGCCAUCUACCAGCUGGGUUUGGACAUGGAGGAUCUGGAAGAGAUGGAGGAGGAUGCUGGACUGGGUAACGGAGGCUUGGGCCGGCUGGCAGCGUGUUUCCUGGACUCCAUGGCUACCCUUGGUCUGGCGGCGUACGGUUACGGCAUCCGUUACGAGUAUGGGAUCUUCAAUCAGAAGAUCAAGGAAGGUUGGCAGGUGGAGGAAGCAGACGACUGGCUGCGUCAUGGUAACCCCUGGGAGAAGGCCCGCCCGGAGUUCAUGCUGCCAGUACACUUCUAUGGCAGAGUGGAUGAGUCUAAAGAUGGGUCCAAGUGGGUGGAUACACAGGUGGUGCUGGCCAUGCCAUAUGACACGCCCAUCCCCGGGUAUAUGAACAACACGGUGAACACCAUGAGGCUGUGGUCUGCACGCGCUCCCAACGACUUCAACCUGAAGGACUUCAAUGUUGGAGAUUAUAUCCAAGCUGUCCUGGACAGGAAUCUGGCAGAGAAUAUUUCUCGUGUGCUCUACCCCAACGAUAAUUUCUUUGAGGGGAAGGAGCUGCGUCUAAAGCAGGAGUACUUUGUUGUGGCGGCCACCCUGCAGGACAUCAUCCGACGCUUCAAGACCUCGAAGAGGGCCUCCACUGGCCGUGUUUCCUUUGAAAACUUCCCAGAGAAAGUGGCCAUCCAAUUGAACGACACUCAUCCUGCCAUGGCCAUUCCAGAGCUCAUGAGGAUCUUCGUGGACAUAGAGAAACUUCACUGGGACACGGCAUGGUCCAUCACCAAACGGACCUUUGCAUACACCAACCACACGGUGCUACCUGAGGCUCUGGAACGUUGGCCUGUGGAGCUUCUGGAGACCCUGCUGCCCAGACAUCUGCAGAUCAUCUACAGAAUCAACCAGGUCCACCUGGAUGAGAUUGCAGCUCUGUUCCCAGGGGACCUGGAUCGGUUACGUAGAAUGUCCCUGGUCGAGGAGGACGGAGGAAAGCGGAUCAACAUGGCCCACCUGUGCAUUGUAGGAUCCCAUGCUGUCAAUGGAGUUGCUGAGAUACACUCCAACAUCAUCAAAACAGAAGUGUUCCGAGACUUCCAUGAAUUAGAACCCAAGAAGUUCCAGAACAAGACCAAUGGGAUCACUCCUAGACGCUGGCUCCUCCUUUGUAAUCCGGGUUUGGCUGAGCUCAUCGCUGAGGCCAUCGGUGAGGAAUAUGUGAAAGACCUCAGUCAGUUAAAGAAGCUCAACAAGCUGGUGGAUGAUGAUGCUUUCAUUAGAGAUGUCUGUAAAGUCAAGCAGGAUAACAAGGAGAAGUUUUCCCAGUACCUGGAGAACGAGUACAAGGUGAAGAUCAACCCGUCCUCCAUGUUUGAUGUCCACGUCAAGAGGAUUCAUGAGUACAAGCGGCAGCUGCUCAACUGCCUCCACGUCAUCACCAUGUACAACCGCAUCAAGAAGAACCCAAACGCACCCUUUGUUCCUCGGACGGUGAUCAUUGGCGGCAAGGCUGCCCCAGGGUACCACAUGGCCAAGAUGAUCAUCAAACUGAUCACGACCGUGGGAGAGGUGGUCAACAAUGACCCAGUGGUGGGCAGCAAGCUGAAGGUCAUCUACCUGGAGAACUACAGGGUCAGUCUGGCUGAGAAAGUGAUCCCAGCCACCGACCUGUCCGAGCAGAUCUCCACCGCCGGGACUGAGGCCUCUGGAACGGGAAACAUGAAGUUCAUGCUGAACGGGGCGCUCACCAUCGGCACCAUGGACGGGGCCAACGUGGAGAUGGCCGAGGAGGCCGGCAUGGAGAACAUGUUCAUCUUUGGAAUGAGGGUGGAGGAUGUGGCGGCAAUGGACGUGGAGGGCUAUGAUGCCAUGGCGUAUUACAAGAGGAUCCCAGAACUGAAGCUGGCCAUUGAUCAUAUCAAGAGUGGAUACUUCUGCCCUAAGACUCCAGAGCUCUUCAAAGAUAUCACCAACAUGCUCUUCAACCAUGACCGCUUCAAGGUGUUUGCAGACUAUGAAGCCUACAUAAAGAGCCAGGAGGAAGUCAGCCGUCUUUACCAGAACCCAAAGGAGUGGACCAAGAUGGUGAUUAAGAACAUCGCGGCGUCCGGGAAGUUCUCUAGUGACCGCACCAUCACGGACUAUGCCAAGGAGGUUUGGGGGGUGGAGCCUACCGACCUGAAGAUCCCGCCCCCCAAUGAGCCACGUGAGGCCCUGCAGGAGACUGCCAGGACGCUGAAGAAGUGAGGCGGCCUGGUGAAGUUCAAGUGGUCCCUGGGUGCUGAUUUGGAGUCAGUUUUGCAUUGUCCCAAAUGAUGGUUUAGAUUGGGUAACCAUAGAAAAACCCAACUCCUACUGGUGUUAUUAAAAAAAAAAGAAACUGGGAUUCGCCACUUUCUUUGUAAACCGCUGAGGAUUGGGGCUGAAGGGAGGUACCUAUUCCCCCACACAGCUGUGAACCCAAAACCAUUGGGGAUGUUUUGGAACCAGUUGAAUAAACCUAACAAGGUUAGACUUCCUUCCUAGCUUAACCACCGCUAUGUUUGUAAAGAGCUUGACACAAAAGUCUGUUACAUACCUUUAGCAUUAACAAGCAUCUAUUUUCCCAAGGAUUUCUGAGUCAACCUUAAAGGAAUUGCAAUGUUGUCUUAACCCUUUGCAAAUGCCAGCUCUCAUACUCCAAUGUAUUGGAUCAAGGAUUAAAUCUUUUUCAUGUUCA